UAUAUAAGAAUGAGCUGUAUAAUCAGUCACAUGAUUAGCCGUCUGACCAACCGAAAAGAAUGAUCCAUGCGGACUACAGAUUCGCAGACCUUCACUGAAGGGUUGCGGCGUGGCUAAUUUCGCAAAAUGAGUGGUAGCCCGUAUUCUCAACCUGAGUAUAAUGCACUGGCAACCUCGCUGAAAGUGGGUGCCCUUAGUGGUACGUCAAUCUUCAUCAAAAUCCCCUGACAAGGUUUUAGCCUCACCAAAUUAUCGGAUCAACGGCAUCGCCUGCAUAUAGAGUGGCAGACUUCUGAUACAGCCAUACAGGCUCUGCUGGUCUCAUCUACGGCGGCAUCUCAGGCGUUAUCCGUUCGCCGCAUCCUGUCAUACAUUCCAUCUCUCAUGGUAUCCACUGGUUUGUGUGUGGAACCUCUUUUUGGUGUCAGUAUUCGCCUCGUUACCCCUGAAGCCUACUCAGGGAUAUUGACUGACUGGGGUUUCAUUUCAGGGCUGAGGGGUAAUAUCUUGAAGCAUUACUAUGAGGAUCAAGCGACUUCGAAGCAACGCACCUAUGCUAGUACUAUUUCUGGCGGCGUCGCUGGCGGCGCUGUCACCAAGCUAAUGGGUGGUCGACUCAUCCCAGGAUUGGUUGUUUUCUCUUUAUUUGGGUAUGUCGGACAGGUCUCGUACAAUGCGAUUGAUAAAUGGCAGUUGGCACAGGCGAACACGCCUUCGAAGCCGUUUCUCACGCGCAUUGCUGAGUCGAAGUGGGUUCCGCUUAAGUCGCUCACUGAUGAUGAGUAUCGGGGUAUCUUGAGCGAGAAGCUGCUCACAAUCGAGGCCGAGAUUGCGCUGAUUGACGAGAAAAUCGAAGAGCUCCAGAAGGCCAAGCUGGACGCAAUGGCCGAGGUGUCGCCUGGACAGGAGGCGCGAUGA
Aspergillus nidulans FGSC A4 is the source of this 918-nucleotide messenger RNA. RefSeq lists its product as uncharacterized. NCBI's taxonomy places the organism in Eukaryota, Fungi, Ascomycota, Eurotiomycetes, Eurotiales, Aspergillaceae. The record is from RefSeq and is a predicted model, not a curated record. The transcript is spliced from 2 exons. The coding region runs from base 385 to 918 and encodes 177 amino acids.